Molecule: messenger RNA, 856 nt
Organism: Acaulospora morrowiae
Lineage: Eukaryota; Fungi; Glomeromycota; Glomeromycetes; Diversisporales; Acaulosporaceae
Source: the annotation of a GenBank genome assembly
GAUCAAGAAUAGAGAAGGACAAACCAUUGUUGAUAUACUUGAAAAGAUCAUAGAAACCCAAGAGACAAAGAUUGGAUUGAUUUGUCAUGGGUUUUCUGCGCAUAAGGACUUUAUGUUUAAUCCGAAGAUUGCAGAAGAAUUGCCUUUUGAUUCUUUUAGGUUUGAUUUUCGCGGAUAUGGGGAAAGUGAUGAGGAAAUUUCUUUGACGCAUUAUGAGUUGUAUGCAAUUCUAAGUCAUUCGAAAGGAACCUUGGCAACCAUGAUAUAUGCGGAGGUCAUUGAAACUUUGAAUAUCGAGGACAAGUCAGGUGUCAUAAAAUUACCAAAGAGGACUUCGAUAAAUUUGCCGAGCUUGAACUUGAACCGUAUGGCAAAUCAUUUUUAUGAACGAAACAAGUGGAUGAGUAGGGUGCCCAGGUAUUUGGAAGUUGAAGGUGUAAAAAAUUUCAGAGAUCUCGGUGGGUACCUAUGCACCGAUGUCGACAGUGAGAAUUCAAACGUGCUGAGAUAUGUAAUGGAUCGAUUUGUUUUUAGAUGUGGAAUAUUGAAUAAAACCACAGAAAAAGGAAUUCAAACAUUAUAUCGGUUCAAUGUCCGAAAGAUGUUCGAUCUUAGGUCAAGUUAUGAAGUCAAGCGGGUUGGAUAUAAAGAAAUUGAGAGAAUUACAAGAAUCCAUGCACCAGUAUUUUAUGAAUCAGAUGACGUUAAUAAAUUAUUUGAAAGGUGGAGGUUAUAUACUCAAGGAUGCGAAGGUUUUUCCAAAGCUUACAUGAUCAUGUUAGAUGAAGGCAGAGAAACAUAUAAAAAGUGUUCAAGCAUAUCCUCGAGCACCCGAAUAUACCAUUCCUUAUUCAUU